AUCUAGGGUUAUACAGAGUCAAAUUGUUUGACCACGAUCGGCGAGAUGGGGAAUCAAGGUGCCAAGAAGCGUAAGGAACAGAACGCCCGCCACAUGACCAACCUCCGCCGCCUCAUCAUCGCCUGCAACGUUAUCUAUGUCGUGGUCAGGUUGCUGAUCUUUCAUUCCACAUUCACUUGGAAACAUUGGAUAGGUGUAAUUUUGACUUCUGCGGCUUAUGUGAUUCCCUAUCUACAACUUGCCCAGAUGGCAAAACCCACUUAUGCUGAUGAUGGGGAUCUUCUUGAUGGGGGAUUUGAUAUGAGUACAGGUGGAAUAUGUGGCUAUCUACAUGAUAUAAUCUACAUUACAAGUUUUGUGCAACUAAUGUCCAUUAUCUCGGAAAAGUUUUGGUAUGUCUAUCUUGUGAUACCAGCAUUUGGAGCAUACCAAUGUUUUGGUUUCAUAAGAGGAUUCCUGCCGCAAGGUUCAGAGGGAGAAGUGGAAGAUGAAAAGACUCGCAAGAAAAGGGAAAAGAUGGAGAAGAAGGCGGCACGUCCCAAAUUUGUCAAGACGAGGACUAGAUAAAAUUUAGCCAGUUCAUUGACACUUGGUUGAAAUGAGUUCCCUUGGAUGAUUGAAAAAGUCACAUCUAACUUCAAUGAGUUGACAAAUCUGAUCUGGUGUAAGUUUGCAGAAGUUUACCGUGGUGGAUAAACUAUGUAUUUUAUUUUAUUUUUUUCUUUGCCUGGUGGAAAUGAAAAGGUUAGAAAUUUUGACAUGACAUCCUUUGCAGGUCGCACGUUUGUUGUUCAUUCAUGUAUUAUUACUUCAGCUCAGACUGCUACAAGUAGGAUGUAGCAGUUCAAUAAAGACACUUCAAAAUUCUAACCUUGUUAUCAGUUCAAUAAACAAAUUUCUAAUAA
Molecule: messenger RNA, 905 nt
Organism: Rubroshorea leprosula
Lineage: Eukaryota; Viridiplantae; Streptophyta; Magnoliopsida; Malvales; Dipterocarpaceae
Source: the annotation of a GenBank genome assembly